Messenger RNA from Apodemus sylvaticus (European woodmouse), 2496 nucleotides. It is a transcript of the gene Cdhr3, whose product is annotated as cadherin related family member 3. NCBI's taxonomy places the organism in Eukaryota, Metazoa, Chordata, Mammalia, Rodentia, Muridae. The record is from RefSeq and is a predicted model, not a curated record. Gene Ontology annotation, molecular function: calcium ion binding. Gene Ontology annotation, cellular component: cell-cell junction; membrane. The transcript has 19 exons. Gene Ontology annotation, biological process: homophilic cell-cell adhesion. Bases 1 to 2496 code for a protein of 831 amino acids.
AUGCAGGGGGCAGUCAUUGUCCUUGCUCUCCUAGGAAUCACCUCAGGAGGAGAAGCGCUCCAACUGAUCCACUUGCCUGCCACCAGCAACGUGGCCGAGAAUGCUCCACCUGGCACUUUGGUGCACAAGUUUUCUGUGAAUUUAUCAGUAUCAUUGUCACCUGUGAUCCCAGGAUUCCCCCUGGUAAUCAACCCAAGGCCCUUCACUGAGGCCUUCAAGGUGAACAGACUGUCAGCAACCAACUUUCAGGUUGUCACCACUGGGAAAGAACGACUGGAUUUUGAAAGAGGACCAAAAAUAUUUGAUUUGCAGAUUUAUGUUAAGGAUGACGUUGGCGUCACAGACGUGCAAGUCCUGACAGUUCAGGUGACAGAUGUGAACGAGCCGCCUCAGUUCCAAGGCAGCUUGGCACAAGGUUUAAACCUCUAUGUCACAGAAAGACCAAACCCUGGCUUCAUUUACCAGGUGGAGGCAUUUGACCCAGAAGACACAAGCCAGAACAUACCCCUCGGGUAUUUCCUCAUUUCUCCCUCGAUGAACUUCAGAAUGUCUGCCAAUGGCUCCCUCUUCUCCACCACGGAACUGGACUUUGAAGCAGGGCACAAGAGCUUCAACCUCCUUGUGGGAGUAAGAGAUAGCGGGGAUCUCGAAGCUUCCACAGCUCUCCAGGUAACUGUCGUGAACAUCAACGAUGAGAUCCCACGCUUUACCAGCUCAAGGAGAGUGUACACCAUCCCAGAGGAAGUGCCUCUAGGAACCAUGGUGGCGAACAUCACAGCGGUGGAUCCUGAUGAUGAGGGCUUUCCUGGCCAACUCCUCUACAGCGUCACUACCACCAGCAGCUAUUUCAUGGUAGACCAGUUGACAGGGACAAUCCAAGUGGCCCAAAGGCUAGAUCGAGAUGCAGGUGAGCUGAGACAGAAUCCCAUCCUUUCUCUGGAAGUUCUGGUGAGGGACAGACCCUCUGGAGGUCAGGAGAACCGCAUCCAGAUAACUUUCAUCGUGGAAGACAUCAAUGACAACCCUGCGACCUGCAGAAAGCUCACCUUCAGCAUUAUGCUGCCUGAAAGAGCGGCCAACGGGACGUUGCUUUUGGACCUGAACAAGUUCUGCUUUGAUGAUGAUGGCGAAGCUCCGAACAACCAAUUCAACUUUACCACGCCAUCUGGAGUGGGAAGCAGCGGCAGAUUUUCACAGCAUCCAGCUGGCUCCGGGAGAAUUGUGUUGAUUGGUGAUCUAGAUUAUGAAAAUCCAAGCAACCUCGCAGCUGGCAAUCGGUACAGUGUGAUAGUGCAGGUGCAAGACGCUGCCCCUCCGCACUAUAAAGAAAGCAUCUACAUUUCUAUCCUAACAAGCCCAGAAAAUGAAUUUCCUCUCAUCUUUGAGAGACCAUCCUACGUGUUUGAUGUGCUAGAGAGAAGACCAGCUGGAACCCAGGUCGGGCAGGUGCGAGCGACAGAUGCGGACUUUCCCCAGAGUCCAGUGGUGUAUUCCAUAUCCAGAGGAGGGGCCAGCCCUCAGUACCCAAACAUAUUUUGGAUUAAUCGCAAGACAGGAGAACUCCAACUAAUAACGAAAGCAGACCACGAAACCACUCCUGUCUACAUGCUCGAGGUCGAGGCCACCAACGGCGAGGACAGGAGCUCAGUCACUGUUACUGUGAACAUCAUUGGAGAAAAUGACGAAAAGCCAAUGUGUACUCCAAAUUUUUACUUCAUGGCCAUCCCAGUGGAUCUAAAAGUUGGGACAAACAUUCAGAAUUUCAAGCUGACGUGCACUGACCUCGAUUCUAGCCCUAGAUCUUUUCGAUACUCCAUUGGCGCAGGCAACAUCAACAAUCAUUUCGCCCUCUCUCCCAACACUGGCUCCAACAUCACACGCCUACUGCUGGCAGCCCGCUUCGACUAUAGUAGCCUUGAUACAGUCUGGGACUACAAGCUGCUUGUCUAUGUUACUGAUGACAACUUGCUGUCUGGCAGAACAAAAGCCCAGGCUCUUGUUGAAACAGGGACAGUGACUCUGAGUGUUAAAGUCAUUCCUCACCCAGCCACGACCGUCACAACUCCCAGGCCCAGGAUUAUCUACCAGAUCCGCAGGGAAAACAUGUACUCCCCGUCUGCGUGGUACGUGCCGUUCAUCAUCACUCUGGGCUCCAUAGUUCUUGUCGGUCUUCUGGGGUCCCUGAUGGCGCUGCUGGCCAAAGCAGUCUACCGACACUGCUCCUCGGUGACCAGGAAGGACAAGAAACCUCUGACCAAGAAAGGAGACUCGAAGAGUAUGAAGAGAGAGGCCAUGGUGGAAUCUAUCCAGAUGAAUUCUGUCUUUGAUGGAGAAGCCGUAGAUCCAGUGACCGGGGAAAUAUAUGAAUUCAACUCAAAAACUGGUGCCAGAAAGUGGAAAGGCCCGUUAACCCAACUGCUGAAUUGGCCGGAGCCCAGUACCCAGCACAGAGGCACAGCUGGAGAAGUACCAGGCUCUAAACACACAGGGAAAUAA